CAUCGCACCGCUCGGAGGAAACAAGGCCUGAUUGUUUUGUCAUUGGUUAGUUUUUGUCAUGUGUGACUUUCAAAGUGUUCUGAUUGGCUGCUUUGUGUCAUAUGUCUUGUGUUCAGCUGUAAAGCCCAGAGGAACUUGAACUCCGCCUUCGCCAUCAUAAUGGGACUGAACACGGCCUCUGUCAGCCGGCUCAACCAGACCUGGGAGAAAUGUCCAGGAAAGUUUAAGAAGCUGUUCUCUGAGCUGGAGCUCAUAACGGACCCCUCCCUCAACCACAAGGCCUACAGAGAAGCCUUCAAGAGAAUGAAGCCCCCAAAGAUCCCCUUCAUGCCCCUCUUGUUGAAAGAUAUCACCUUUAUCCACGAGGGAAACAAGACAUUUCAUGACAACCUUGUCAACUUUGAGAAGCUGCACAUGAUAGCCGACACGGUGCGUCUCAUUCGCCACUGCCAAAGUGACCAACCAGGGAACGAGGUAACCGGGGGCGACAGUGCAGAGUUGCGAGCGUGCGUCCACUGCCUGCACAUCAUUGACAAUCAGCAGACUCUCUUUGAGCUCUCACACAAGCUGGAGCCACGCGCCUGAACAGAGACGCACUAUCAAAGCACACACACACACACGCACGCGCACGCGCGCGCGCACACACACACACACACACACACACAGUAAACAAACACGCCCACCGAUACACACUAUUCUUUUGGACCCGUUUGACUGACGCACGGGUCCAGCCCCGCGGGUCCCGGGGUUGGAGGGGUUCCCGGGGUUGGAGGGGGUCCCGAAGGUGCCAUAAGGCGCUCCAGCCCGACCUUUGCCCUGCAUUGGCUCUCAGCUAGAACCCUCCCCCUCGGGGUACACUUCAUAACAGAGGGACCCCCCCCCGCUCAAGGCACCGCCCUAUGAACCCACACCCAGCCCGGAGCUCUGCUGGGGGGGGAAGGACCGGGGGGAGGAGCAGGCGGCUGUUGUAACUCGUUUGUACGAUAUCUGUUUGACUGAAUCUUUGUGCUGAUUGGUGCCGUGGAAAAGAGCGGUGGGUAUUCAUGAGGCUGGUCCACUGGUGGGAUGGUUCCUUAAGGAUGUGUUUUGUAUGUCUCAUUCUCGGAAGCCUCUCUGAGCACCUGAAGAGGCUUGAAUCAUUUCAGAUUGUAAAGAGCAGGAUUGGUCCUAAAGCACCAUUUUUAGUUGUUUUCUUCUGCCUAACUGAUAUUCUAUCACAUCCUCUCUUCUUUUGAGGCUGGAUACGUGCAUAAAACCAUGUCCAUAUUACAAUGAAAACACCUGUCUUGUUGUGUAUGUAUUUUUGUAUUGAUUGAUUUCGCACUCUUUUUGUUUGAUGCUUGUUUGGUAGUACAACAGCGUCAGCGGCCAGGAGCAGAAGAAAACAUUAAUGUUAAGGCUUGUAAAUGGAGCAAUUGUGUCACGCUUCCGUCCGCCUGUUUUUAAAGUUUUGAGAACGAGAUAAAGAACCGAGUGCUUUACGUGCCGCGGUCCAGCCGUGGACGUUUAUAUUUUUUUUCUAUAAAUUAACUUUCUUCGUCAACUGAUCUAUUUAAAACAAAAACAAAGUGACUGAUCCUGUUUGACUUUGUAUUUUAGUAGCUCUACGUGUCUCUGUGCCAAAAGUCCACCUUGAAGUGGGGUAGAAUAUGCAGUAUGGUUAUAAUUGUGCAACAAAUCACAGCGGCAAAGCUCCUUGGCUCGUACGGAGAUCUCUGCCUUUAUGGUCUUAUUUAUUAUUAUUUGUCUUCCGUUUUUUUCUUAUUCUCCAUUGAAUCCUUCCUGUAGUAACGUGCAGCCCUAUGGCGACGUGGACCGGUGCGCUCCUGAGUUCACUCGCUCAACGCUUCACACAACGCCCUCAUGACUGAUGUCACUUCAUGUCGGAUGCUUGGUACCCCAUUAUUCUCCUGUGGUUGCUACGGAUACACAGGGCCCACCCAUUGUGUAUCAUUGUGCUUUAUUUCUCUUCCUUUCGCUAUCUUUUAUUUAAAUGCUCAAUAGGUGUUGUGUUUAUGAUCCAAGCCAAAGCUGAGGUUUCUUUGCUGGACCGGUCGAACUUGGUAUACUAAACGGAUAGUGAAAUCGUAAUUGUUAAACUGAUUAGUAAGCAGUUUAUAACAUUGCUGAAUUACUGACUGAAAAAAAUAUGUGUUUUGUUCACAAAUAUUUCUGUGUACAUGUGUAAAUGAUGCAGAAAACAAAUAGUGUGUUUUGACUAAAUAACACUCCCACUCUACGGUUUAUGUGUGUAACUGUGAUGUCAGUCUGCAUUGCUUCCUCAUCAUUGGGUCUUUUAGUUUCCCGAGGCACAAGGAACAUUUAGUAAGAAUGUGGCUACGUUUAUCUCUGACUAUCAUUUCCACUGGUUGGUUAUUUUUAAGAAUCCAUAAAAAGUAUUUUUGGGGCUGCAAAAAGGGUCUAAACCUAAGGUUAACAAUGAUGGACUCAUCUUAACGCUGUUGAUGUUAUUUUCCUAACUGCAGACAUUCCUUAUUGCUACCAAAAGCAUGUUUUGUUUCACUACUGCUCACAGGUUUCUGCUUUCUAUCUACUGGCAAGCCAACCUUACCUAAAGUGCCAUAUGCUUCUUGAAAUACAUUCAAUCCCAGAUCGUUUGUAUUCAAACAUCUGUUUUAAUGUAUAUAUCAGUUGGAGGAAUCGAACAAACCCUUGCAAAUGGCCAGAAACGUCCUUACACUUGUGCUUCAAAACAACACACAGGUCAAUUAAGCAAUCAAGUGGUGAAUUAAGUUACAAGACACAUUUAGGACUACACAUUUCUAAUCGGACAGCAACGGAUAUUUAAUGCCAAACCUUUCCCUUAUUACAACAAUCAUAAAGUUUUGAUUCCUAAUCCUUCAUUGUGGUACCUUUUUUUAUUUUUUGUAAACUAAAGAAAGGUUGUCAACGGACCUGAACCACUCCAAAACAGAAUCCAAAUUGAGUGUCAUGAUGUCAAUUCCAUCAACAUGUAUUGGUCAGCCCUACUCUGAUGGUGAAUAUACAUGUUACACUCUAAAUGAAACUAGGUGAAUGUUGAAGGACAAGGCCCUGUUUAGUCCAGCUGCACCUUUCACAUGUGUUCUACUGAAGUCAGCUCACAUUAUCAGCUCCUGGUUGGCUUCAGAAGGUUGGGAAAUGUUCCAUGUUGUAACAGAAGUAGCCUCUGUAUUGAUUUCUGAUUCGCAUUUGACGUGUCACACAUUUGCUCUCUAGAUCUUAAAUUGCUGCUAGUUAUUUAUUGUGAUGGAAACAUGUAUGUUGCAAACUCUGUUGAUGUGCCAUGUUCAGAAGAUCUUCAGGACAAUUUGGAGUUACAUACGUCAUUGAAACUUAAACAUGUUUUAUGUUUUUUAUUCAUUUACCAAGACCUUUAGAAGGGAAAUAGACUACUGUAUUUGGCCAUUGUCAUGACUGUAUAUUUCAGUUUGUGUACAAGCUCUAAACUUGUUUGCAUGAUAUAAAACACACGUUGCCCCAAAUUCACACAAUGAAAGAGAGGACAAAGUAUUGUUAAUGUGUAGAUAUAUGAUAAUGUUUGGAAUGUUAUUAUUUAUCUGCUGUUGUGAGGAAAAUACACAUUAUAAAAAAGAUUAACAAAAAGCAAUAGGUUUCCCAUGUGCGUCCUCAAAUUUUGGAUAGCUGAAGUAUUUUCUAAAGCAACAAUUUUACUACGUCAAAGAUUUAUUGAAACAGAAUAAAUUACAGCUUUUAUGUGACAUGCUAA
Molecule: messenger RNA, 3730 nt
Organism: Gadus morhua (Atlantic cod)
Lineage: Eukaryota; Metazoa; Chordata; Actinopteri; Gadiformes; Gadidae
Product: rap guanine nucleotide exchange factor 5
Exons: 6
Coding region: 160-585 (141 amino acids)
Biological process (GO): Ras protein signal transduction
Cellular component (GO): plasma membrane
Molecular function (GO): guanyl-nucleotide exchange factor activity
Source: RefSeq, a predicted model, not a curated record